AUGUCUCAAGCACAGCGCCGGCGCGAGCAGACGAUGACAUCCAAGAAGGGGUCAGGGCUAGACGCCAAUCGUGUGGCUAUAUACAUCAUGUCGGACCUAAGCAGCGGUUUCACGCAGCGCAUGAAGCGGGACGAAGACCUUGCAGUCGCACUGGGCGCACCAAAGAGCGACGACGCUGAGUGGAUCCAACCGACCGGUAAACGGCCGGGCCAAGUCCACUACUAUACACUCAGCCGACCCGGACUGUUUUCUCACGUAAUCACGAUGGAGGUUGUCUACGGGCUCACAAAGCAUUUGAACUCAUCACGGAUGCGACAAUUUCAUGUAUCGGCCACAGCAGCCUACAUCUGCGAUGGUCCGAUCCAGAGUCCCUCCCGUCAUUUCUGUUAUCGGACAGAUAAGAGCCCGAUGGCCGUUUCCGAAGGUUAUCGGCGACUCUGCAUGUCUAAUGUGACGAUCCCUCCUAGUCUGGCAAUCAAGGAGGUUCCCACCUCUCGCACGCUGUCUUUGAACCAGUCAGGCCCAUCUACCUCUCGCGAAGAUCGCGCUUUGCGCGCAAUACAGCCACCACCCAUCGCGUCAUCUUCGACAGCUCGCGGUGCAACUGCGACUGGGGAGAAUGCCUCUAUCUCUCAUCUGCCCUCAUCCCUGCCUGCGAAACCGUCGGAGUCUUCCAAGCGCCCAGUCAAAGCAUCUCCGGAGACGCCUACGUUGGACGACCCCACAAGCGCAUCUGUACCGCCACUUCCGACGCCAACUGCGCACACAGAGUCUGCGACCCACCCACCGUUGCUUUCCAUGGAUGCUAUUGAGCGGGCGCUGGCAGACCCCGCCUUGAGCUCACCGCUUGUCGUUGGCGUUGUUGAACGUCUACAGCGCAUGACUACGUUCACCGAGUCUAUCCUUAUCGAACAUGAUGUCGGUUUGCCGGAACAGCGUAACGCCUGGGUUAUGGUGCAACUUCUGAGUGAUCGUCUUCACGCCGUUCAGGGGCAGCUUCACGCCGCACAAGGCGAAAUUCUUGUCGCGCAGGGCCAGGUCCAUGCCACGUAUGGCCAGCUACACGCCGCCAAUGGCCAGCUCCACACGCUACGCAAAGAGCUCGGCAAGGAGCGCCGAGAGCUCGAGGAAACCCAAUCCCAACUGAGCCGGGCGAUCGACAUCAUCGCCAGCAUAUCGGGUGCCUUCUCGAGCUAUGUUGGCAUGGGACUGGAUGGAGCGCGGGCUUUCUUUGAACAGGUCCGUUCAUCCGCGAACACGCUGUGA
Peniophora sp. CBMAI 1063 is the source of this 1266-nucleotide messenger RNA. The record is from the annotation of a GenBank genome assembly. NCBI's taxonomy places the organism in Eukaryota, Fungi, Basidiomycota, Agaricomycetes, Russulales, Peniophoraceae.